AUGUUACCCACAUUGGUGAUUCUUGGCCUCAGUGCCGUCGCCAACGCGCACGUCGCCGCCUGGGCGAAAGGAAUGUACUGUCUGAACGGCACCUCCGGCACUGAUGACCCCAACACCAACACGGCCGUCAACCCCCUAUACAUGCUCGAUCAGUCCGACUGGUGGUUCCAGCACGACCGUAGCUGCGACAGCUUUCCCCCCGCAGACGGCGAUUUUCUCGAGCUUCCUGCCAACGGACAAUUCACCGUGGAGCUGGCGCACAACCGCGCGCAGACGACGCUCUCGUACAAUGGCCAAUACGCGGGUGAGUGGCCCGACGGCAACGACCACCCUGGAGAUUGGUCGGGUCCCGGAAGCCCCCCUGACUGCAUCCAGGAUGACGGGGCGAUGCACACGCAGAAUCAAUCCAUGGCUGCAGGAACGGCAUUCGCGAUCAGCUAUCAGAGCGACUCGACCCAGGUGACGAUAGAGAACCUUGUUGUCUUUAGUGUUUUGGAGCACACCCCGUGGAAGAGACUGGCUACGUACGACGUGCCGGACCUCCCUGCCUGUCCGCCUGCAGGCUGCACCUGCGCUUGGCUUUGGGUUCCCAACGGUUGCGGACAACCUAACAUGUACAUGCACGGUUUCAAAUGCACCGUGACGGGAGCCAGCUCGACCAAGACUCUUGCUGCGGCACAAGCUCCUGUCUACUGCGGUGACGACUCAUCGAAAUGUGUCAAGGGCGCCAAGCAGAUGAUCGCAUGGAACCAACAAUCCGGUAACAAUGUGGAAACCCCCAGUGGGGUCAGUCCCGCGUACAGCAGCGUCUUAGGGUGGGAGAGUGGUAUGAUCAUUUAUUGCACCUAA
Molecule: messenger RNA, 849 nt
Organism: Aspergillus brunneoviolaceus CBS 621.78
Lineage: Eukaryota; Fungi; Ascomycota; Eurotiomycetes; Eurotiales; Aspergillaceae
Product: lignocellulolytic auxiliary activity family 14 protein
Exons: 5
Coding region: 1-849 (282 amino acids)
Source: RefSeq, a predicted model, not a curated record